AUGGCUUCUUCUUAUAUGGAAGCAAAGCAUAAUCUUUACAGAGACCUGUUGGGACGAAAUUGGGGUGAAGUGGUGGAGAUAAUGAGGCAGCAUCCAGACGUUCAUGCCACUAAGAUCACCAAAUCAGAAGACAAUGUACUGCACUUGGCUAUCACUUUUCAUGCACCAGAGGCCAUUGUUAUGGGGCUCAUUGAUGAUGUUCAGAAGAACAACCCAGAAGUUGCCAUGGAGAUUAUCACAGCCCAGAAUAAGCAACAGGAUACUCCUUUGCACUGUGCUGCCUCUCGAGGCUCAACCUCUAUAUGUGAACGGAUACUACUAUUUGAUGAAAGGCUUGCUCUUAAAAGCAACAAGGAAGGAGAGACGCCUCUCUUCCUAGCUGCUCUUAACGGUCACAAGGAUACUUUCCAGUAUCUUCAUUCUGUUUGUAGUAAGAUCUCCACAACCAGGUUUUCAGAACUCUGGAGAAGGGAGAAUGGUGACACUAUUCUUCACUGUACUAUUCAAAGAGAAUACUUUGGACUGCCAUAUCAUAUAAUUCGCCUCUAUGGUGAUGAUAGUGAAAAGAUCAUCGUUAGCUAUGAGAGCAAAGAAGGAGUUACGCCUCUUCAAGUCCUUGCUUCUGCUCCAUCAGCUUUCAGAAGUGGUACACGCCUAACCUGGUUCCAAGGACUCUUGUACAGGCUAUAUUGUUUGUCAACUGAAGACUUAGAUGCAGAGCAGCUGAAAAUUCAUGAUCAAACUCAGAAUGAAGAUUUGGAGGUCGGAAAAUCUGACUCCUUGAGGAAGAUCCAUGAUGCCGCACCAGAACUGUGCCUGAAGAUGACGAAGCUAGAGCUAAAUUCUGAGUACAAGUACAACGAAAAUCAGAUUGCAUUCUGUCCGAGCAAUGUUACAAAUCUUACUGAUGGGCAAGGAAAGUCGUCGUCAUCCUCGAAAAAGGACAAUAAAUCGACAGCAUUGUUGGCGGCAACAAAGUACGGUCUGCUGGAGCUGGUGAACAAAAUCCUUGACAUACAUAUGGCAGUACAAAAAAGGCAAACCCACGUGUUGAGGGAAUUCAUGAAACACCCACUUUGGGAUAGCCUCAUAGAAGACGUGGAUGCCGAUGGAAAUAACGUGUUGCACAUGGCAGCAUUUCUACCAAAACACAUGCCUUGGGAAGUUUAUGGCUCUGCACUCGAAAUGCAGUAUGAAGCCAAGUGGUUCCAGUAUAUGAAAGAACACGUACCGCCAUAUCUAUACGCCAUGGAAAACAAAGAAGGUGACACUCCGGAGGAAAUCUUCGUGGCAGAGCACAAGAAAUUAUUGAAGGAAAGUAACGAGUGGAUGAAGGACACUUCAAGUUCUUACUCCAUAGUUGCGGCACUUACUGCUGGAGUCACCUACGCAACAUCGUACACUGUCCCAGGAGGCACAAAUGAUACUACUGGAAGACCGCCGUUAGAAGGCCAAAGGGCACUAAAUGUUUUUCUGAUCGCCAUUUUAGUCUCGUUUUGCUUCUCUACCGCUUCCUUGGCAGCCUUCUUGGCGGUUUACAGUUCGCGGAAGCAACCAGAUGAUUUUCGUAGGAACUUGCCGCUGAAACUAUGUUUUGCGUUAACGUCAUUUUAUGUCGCUAUCGUCUCAAUGAUAGUGUCUUUUGUUGCGGCCCAUUCACUUGAAGUUGACCCCAAAAUGAAAGCUAAGCUUUUCCCAAUGUACAGUUUGAUUUUCCUACCAUUGUUGUUUUACACAUUAGCUCAGAUUCCGCUCUACUGGGAUCUGGUCAGAGCCUCUUUCAAGAAGGUGCCACAGCCAAGAUACGUGGGAGAGAGCUUAACGAUCACUAUUCCCAAAAAAGAAGAAGCAGAAUGUAGGGUAUUGUUUCUUUUAUUGACUGUACAAUUUUUGUUUUUCAUACUGCCAUUUGAUUGA
Messenger RNA from Neltuma alba, 1917 nucleotides. RefSeq lists its product as uncharacterized. Gene Ontology annotation, molecular function: protein binding. Bases 1 to 1917 code for a protein of 638 amino acids. Lineage: Eukaryota; Viridiplantae; Streptophyta; Magnoliopsida; Fabales; Fabaceae. The transcript is spliced from 6 exons. Gene Ontology annotation, cellular component: membrane. The record is from RefSeq and is a predicted model, not a curated record.